Betta splendens (Siamese fighting fish) is the source of this 1197-nucleotide messenger RNA. Its product is annotated as collagen triple helix repeat-containing protein 1-like. The transcript is spliced from 5 exons. The record is from RefSeq and is a predicted model, not a curated record. Bases 129 to 887 code for a protein of 252 amino acids. Lineage: Eukaryota; Metazoa; Chordata; Actinopteri; Anabantiformes; Osphronemidae.
UUUCUGUGAGUUGACUGGCUCCUCUCGCUCGUCCUGCCCUCCUCUGGACUGAAGCCUACUGGAGUCUGGAGUCUGGACUGUCGCCUCAGCUCUCGGAGCGCACACAGCUGCCCUUUGUCUCGCCAACGAUGUCUCCCCUCGUUGCGCGUCUGCUGCUUCUCGCCUGCUUGGUUUUGCCGCUUUAUUGCGUGGAAAAGGUGAAAAGUAGAGGAUACCGCAAAGAUCCCGAUGCUGAUAAGUGCACAGGAAAUGAUGCCGAAAAGCUCAACUGCACUAGUCGCUCUGGGGAAGAACGAUCGACUUAUGUGUACGGCAGCUGCCUUCAGGGCCCAGCAGGCGCCCCCGGUAGAGAAGGGAAUCCAGGGACCAACGGCAUUCCAGGGACCCCAGGCAUCCCCGGCCGCGACGGGUCCAAAGGUGAGAAGGGCGAGUGCGUGAACGAGAUCUUCGAGGAGCCCUGGAGGCCCAACUACAAGCAGUGCGCGUGGAACUCUCUGAAUUACGGGAUCGACCUGGGGAAAGUAGCGGACUGCACCUUCACCAAGCUGCGCUCAGACAGCGCGCUGCGAGUGCUCUUCAGCGGCUCCCUCAGGCUCAAGUGCAAGAGCGCCUGCUGCCAGAGGUGGUACUUCACCUUCAACGGAGCCGAGUGCACCGGACCGCUGCCCAUAGAGUCCAUCAUCUACUUAGACCAGGGGAGUCCUGAGCUCAACUCCACCAUCAACAUCCACAGAACGUCCUCAGUUGAAGGGCUGUGUGAAGGCGUCAAAGCUGGCCUGGUGGAUGUGGCCGUGUGGGUGGGGACCUGCGCAGACUAUCCCAGAGGUGACGCAUCCACAGGGUGGAAUUCAGUCUCCAGGAUUAUCAUCGAGGAACUGUCUAAGUGAAAAGAAGGAGGCGAGGGAGGGCCCAGCGCCGGUCGCACAGUAGUCUGUUAUCUGGCCGUCCAAAAUGAUCAGGUGUGGUUUCUGCUGGGACGCAGCACCAUCACUGAUGGUAACUUGAAUGUUGUUUUGUCGUGUUUAAUUCUACACUAGUUGACAGGCCAAUAAACAGGAUUACUGCGUCCCACAGAUGAACGUACUGUAGCUUCAGCUGCUUUUAGACAACAGCAGCUUUCAACAGAUAUUGUGUAAAAAUGUACCCACAUGAACUUUUUAUAUUCAAUAUUACUGUUAAUAAAUUGUUUGUAAAAGA